Danaus chrysippus (African queen) is the source of this 1011-nucleotide messenger RNA. The record is from the annotation of a GenBank genome assembly. Lineage: Eukaryota; Metazoa; Arthropoda; Insecta; Lepidoptera; Nymphalidae.
AUGUUCCGGUACCUUAGAAAAUUUAAGCCAAAUUAUGUGUGUUAUAUUAGUAGGAAAAAUUUUAGCAGCGAAGUAAGGGCACCAGUAUUAAACACGGCAAGGAUGUUCAAAUCUUCAGUUUUUAAUCUUCAAGAUGCGACAGCAGAUCAGGUCAAGGAGUUUCUGAAUUCUUUUGAUACUGUUUUAAGUGAUUGUGAUGGUGUGCUAUGGAUUAAUAACAGCGCCAUACCUGGUUCAGCGGAGGCUAUGAACUUUUUUAGGAAAUUAGGAAAAAGAAUUUUUUAUGUUACCAAUAACUCUACUAAAAUUCGUAGCGAUUUUGCUGUUAAAGCGCAACAAUUAGGGUUUAUUGCUGAGCCGGAAGAAAUUCUAUCAACAGCUUAUUUAGUAGCCCAUUACUUGAAAGGUAUCGGAUUCAGAAAAAAAGUUUACCUAAUAGGUUCAAAUGGUAUUGGUGAUGAGUUGAAAGCUGUGGGAAUAAGACAUAUUGGUGUUGGACCAGACCAAGUGAAACAGGAUUUCAAAUCAAUGAAUUCAUCAGAUUUGGAUCCUGAAGUGGGUGCGGUGGUUGUUGGUUUCGAUGAACACAUAAGCUAUCCCAAGUUUAUGAAGGCUGCAUCCUAUCUCGCCAACGAGCAGUGUCUAUUUGUAGCCACAAACACUGAUGAGAGGUUCCCUAAAUCUAGCACAGUUAUAAUACCUGGAACUGGGACACUGGUUAGAGCGGUGGAAACAUGCUCGGAGAGGAAAGCACUAGUUCUUGGAAAACCACAUGAUUAUGUACGGAAGUUUCUGGAAUCAUUCGGCCUUGACCCUGCGAGGACUUUGAUGAUUGGUGACAGAUGCAACACCGAUAUUGAGUUUGGUGUUCGUUGUGGUUUCCAAACACUGCUCGUCAUGACUGGAGUGACUUCACCAAAAGAAUUAGAGAGGAUGAGAAGCGACAAAAAACCUCCUCUACCCGAUGUGGUUUUACCAAAACUAGGCGAUAUAGUGACUCUCGCCUCAUAG